This is a messenger RNA of Leopardus geoffroyi (Geoffroy's cat), 10190 nucleotides long. It is a transcript of the gene MYEF2, whose product is annotated as myelin expression factor 2. Bases 148 to 1878 code for a protein of 576 amino acids. Gene Ontology annotation, cellular component: nucleus; post-mRNA release spliceosomal complex; cytoplasm. The transcript has 16 exons. Gene Ontology annotation, molecular function: mRNA binding. Gene Ontology annotation, biological process: regulation of mRNA stability involved in response to oxidative stress. The record is from RefSeq and is a predicted model, not a curated record. NCBI's taxonomy places the organism in Eukaryota, Metazoa, Chordata, Mammalia, Carnivora, Felidae.
GACCGGUUCUCGCGAGAUCCGGGCAACUGAGCGCUCGGGGCCUUUUCAAAUCGGGAUCCGUUACCGCUUUCCCGGCCGCCGCCAUUGUAGGGCUCGGAGCCCCUCAGCGCAGGCGGCCGUGGCGUAGGCGGAGGCAGCGGCAGCGGGAUGGCGGACGCCGACAAGCCCGAGGUGCUCGGGGCCGCUGGCGACGACAGUCCGCAUCAGCAGCCAGUGGAGCAGCCGGGCGAGCCGCGGCGAGAACCGCACCCGCCGGAGCCAGAGAAGCAGCCGCCGCAGCACAGCAGCAGCUCCAAUGGCGUUAAAAUGGAAAAUGAUGAAUCAGUCAAAGAAGAUAAAUCUGAAUUAAAAGAAAAAUCUUCAGGAAAUAAGAAGGCCAAUAGAUUUCAUCCUUAUUCGAAAGAUAAGAAUUCAGGCACUGGAGAAAAGAAGGGUCCAAAUCGAAACAGAGUUUUCAUUAGCAACAUCCCAUAUGAUAUGAAAUGGCAAGCUAUUAAAGAUCUAAUGAGAGAAAAAGUCGGUGAGGUUACAUACGUGGAGCUCUUUAAGGAUGCGGAAGGAAAAUCAAGGGGUUGUGGUGUUGUUGAAUUCAAAGAUGAAGAAUUCGUAAAGAAAGCACUAGAAACUAUGAACAAAUAUGAUCUUAGUGGAAGACCCCUGAAUAUUAAAGAGGAUCCUGAUGGAGAAAAUGCUCGUAGGGCAUUGCAACGAACAGGAGGAUCAUUUCCAGGAGGACAUGUACCCGAUAUGGGAUCGGGGUUGAUGAAUUUACCACCUUCCAUUCUCAAUAAUCCAAACAUUCCUCCUGAGGUUAUCAGUAAUUUGCAGGCUGGUAGACUUGGUUCCACAAUUUUUGUUGCUAAUCUUGACUUCAAAGUUGGUUGGAAGAAGCUAAAGGAGGUGUUCAGCAUAGCUGGAACUGUAAAACGGGCAGAUAUUAAAGAAGACAAAGAUGGCAAGAGCAGAGGAAUGGGCACAGUCACUUUUGAACAAGCAAUUGAAGCAGUUCAAGCAAUUUCUAUGUUCAAUGGGCAGUUUUUGUUUGAUAGACCUAUGCAUGUGAAAAUGGAUGACAAGUCUGUCCCUCAUGAAGACUACCGCUCACAUGAUAGUAAAACACCACAGUUACCACGUGGUCUUGGAGGCAUUGGAAUGGGACUUGGUCCAGGUGGACAGCCUAUUAGUGCCAGCCAGUUGAAUAUAGGUGGUGUAAUGGGAAAUUUAGGCCCAAGUGGUAUGGGAAUGGAUGGUCCAGGUUUUGGAGGAAUGAAUAGAAUUGGAGGAGGAAUUGGGUUUGGUGGUCUGGAAGCAAUGAAUAGCAUGGGAGGAUUUGGAGGAGUUGGCCGAAUGGGAGAGCUGUACCGUGGUGCCAUGACUAGUAGCAUGGAGAGAGACUUUGGACGUGGUGAUAUUGGAUUAAAUCGAGGCUUUGGAGAUUCCUUUGGUAGACUUGGUGGUGGCAUGGGUGGCAUGAACAGUGUGACUGGAGGAAUGGGGAUGGGACUAGACCGGAUGAGCUCCAGCUUUGAUAGGAUGGGACCAGGUAUAGGAGCUAUACUGGAAAGGAGCAUCGAUAUGGAUCGAGGAUUUCUAUCCGGUCCAAUGGGAAGCGGAAUGAGAGACAGAAUAGGCUCCAAAGGCAACCAGAUAUUUGUCAGAAAUCUGCCUUUUGACUUGACUUGGCAGAAACUAAAAGAGAAAUUCAGUCAGUGUGGUCAUGUAAUGUUUGCAGAAAUAAAAAUGGAGAAUGGAAAGUCAAAAGGCUGUGGAACAGUCAGAUUUGACUCCCCAGAAUCAGCUGAAAAAGCAUGCAGAAUAAUGAAUGGCAUAAAAAUCAGUGGCAGAGAAAUCGAUGUUCGCUUGGAUCGUAAUGCGUAAUUUUAAACCGCGGUUGGAACAUUCUUACAUCUGUUUUGCUGAAUCUCCUAGAAAAAGUCAUUUUUUUUAGUAAUACUGUAUGCUUACAAAAGCUGUAAAAAUGAACUUUUAAAACUCCCACCAGCUUUUAACAGUAUAGUGUUAAAUAUACUGUGGUUUUUGUUAAUCUCAAGUUUGGGUUUUUAAAGACAGCAAGUUGGUCAUUCAGUUUAAAUGAAUGGUUAUACUGUUUUUAAUGAAAUAAGCCAUUUUUCUUGUUGUUACUUUCAGUACUACAUAGUGGGAUUUGUCCAAGUUUCCUCAACUUUUAUCAACUUACUGUAAGGUAAAACAGAUGGUUUUUUCAAAACUUCCGUUUUAUAUAUGUAAUUGUCCUUGAAAAGAAAGGGCUCAGACAAAUUAGGAUGUGAUUUUGGGUUGGUUUUAAAUUACUUUUCUUUGGUGAUGAAGAAUUACUGUAAGUAAGUUUUAGAUUCUAAAGUUCAGGAAAUUUUUUAUUUGACUUAAAUGAAGAAAUGGAGUUUUCCUGCUCUUCCUUCUCCCAUCAUCCACGUUUUCCACAUAACCCUAUUAAUAUCAACCUCCACAGCCCCUUAUUUUAUUAUUUCCGAUGAUUCCAAGUUCAUAUAGAACCGAUAAUAUGGUAAUCCCCAAGUAUAAUAAUAGGCAGACUACUCCCAGCUUUCUGUCUAGUUUCCAGCCAUUGAAGUGAACUGCUGAAAAAAGGAAAAUAAUAGAAAUGUUGAGAGAGAUGGUUAUGUAAGUUAGUCCUCUGCUGUUCACUUCUACAGGAGCUGAUGCAUUUAUAAAUGCAGUUUUAAUAAACCAUGGAACACCUAGGCACAGCAUAUCAAACACAUUGGAUCCCACGAUGUUAGACAUAGCCAUAUCUCCUUUGCCUGCAAAAAAAAAAAAAAAAAAAAAAAAAAAAAGCAUGUUGUUAAAAUGUGCACACCAAUGCUGUAUUUUUAUUAAUAAGCUUCAUAAAAAAAACACUGGAAAUUUUUUUUGUUUGUUGGUUUUGGAAAAUUGUUAUUAGAACAAAAGUCUUACUGAAUUUGUAUUUUUUAAUUUUGGGGGGGUUAGUAUUUAAAGUCUUAACAUUUAUUUAAUAAUAAUUAUCUUUAUUUAUUAAACCAUUUUUUAAUAAGGUCUGUAGAUUACUUGUUGCUUUUCAUUCUCAUUUAAUAUGGUUAAUUAUGAUUUAAUGCACAUUUCAGAUGAGUAUUAUUUGGGGGUUAGAUUUAGUGAAGUUAAUCUGCAAUUAAAUAGUAAACCCUUCCUCUUGAGUCACUCUUUUUUUUUUUCUUCAAAGUAUGCUGAGGAAAUUUUUUUUUUAAUGUUUAUUCAUUUUUAAGAGACAGACUGAGUGAGGGGAGGGGCAGAGAGAGAGGGAGACAGAAUCUGAAGCAGGCUCCAGGCUCCGAGCUGUCAGCACUGAGCCUGAUGCGAGGCUCCAACUCACGAAUCAUGAGAUCAUGACCUGAGCUGAAGUCGGACGAUUAACUGACUGAGCCACCCGGGUGCCCUGAGGAAAUAAAUAUUUUUAAAGGUACUUUUGCUCAGUGUAUUUCAGCCAGGCUUGAAGAAUGGGCAUUGCAUCACGAGGGACCUAGCUCUUACCUUUUCUUGCAACCAACACACUGGCAAUUGUGUCUGGCAGGCUUGUUCCUGCUGCUAAUAAAGUAAGGCCCAUUACUGUGUCUGGAAUUUCUAAUGUUUCCCCUAUAAUAAACAUAGAUACUACAAGUUACAAAUCUUAUAGAUUCAAUAACCAUUCUCUGCAGUUAUUUCAGAUAUUUCCUUCCUGAACAAAAAGAAAAUAGGCACAUUUAGAUUUCACAACCAAUAUGUACUUAGAUUUUAGCUAGAAAAAUAUUUGAAUAAGAUUGGUAAAUUGGGUAAUACAGGUAGUACAGAUUUUUAAUGAUAGAUAUCUAAAGAUAUUUAAUAGACAAAAUUCUACUAAGGAAUAAUUCCCCUGCCUGAUAAUGCCUACCAAAGGUUUGGAUGUUCACUAUUAACUGAUCAAGGCUGUUGCUUAAUAUAUGCUAAUGAUAAGAUUGGUUAUUUUCUCUUUUGCAAAGCAUUUUCUUAAAGUGGUCAGAAUUAAACAAGUUGUUUAUAGCUAUUUUUAACCUAUAAAUGUGUUAACAUGGUACACAUUUUUUAGGUCCUACUUUGGUGAUAUACCUUAAAGGAAAACAAAAAUUGGGUUCUACCUGAAUCUUCCUAACAUCAUGUUCCCGAUUUAUUAAUCCUUCUGUUAAGUUUGAUGUCAGUUCAGCAUUUUCCAGAAAUGUGUUCAGAAACAGAAUCAGAGGGAAGUUAAAUAAAAAAACAUGUAACUGCUCUUUUAAUGUUGCAAUUGAAUACUUACCUUAAAGUCUUUUUCUUAAAAUGUCAAUUAAAAGUACUUUAAGUAGCUGUUUAUUGCAUGCUUUAUAUAUUGAUAUUGGAAUUAUAGUUGGUUGUUAAUUUUUGUUACUGGUUUGCCAGAGUUCAUAUGUACAUAAAUAACACUAAUAUUUAUCAUCUUGGGGGCUGUUCUAUGAUCUGUUACUUGAUUUUGCUCUUUUCCUGAUUUCCUAUUGUUAAGUAUAUUCUGGCUGAGAAAAUUUGGAGAGAUUUAAUAUGCAAGCUAAUUGGACUUUUUCAUCCUUGUCAUUAAAAGAAAAGAAAUACUCUGCUCUUUGCUAGCAUGCUAUUCUAAGUCAUAUAUUAAUUUGGGGAAAGUCAGAGAUCGGCAAGCUUUUUUUGUAAAGGGCCAUGUAGUAAUUAUUUUAGGCAAUGCAGGCUAUAUGGUUUCUGUUGCAAAUAUUCACCUCUGCCAUUUCAGUGUGAGAACAUCCACAGAUAAUAUAUAAAUGAUUGGGUGUGAUUAUGUUCAGUAAAACUUAAUGAGCAAAAACAGAAGUCCUGACGGUUUGGGCACACAGACCAUAGUUUGCUCACCUCUGAUAUGUUCAUUUGGGUUAACCUUUCUGGGAGAAAUUCUUGAUUUUUUUUUUUUUUAUACCUAUGUUUAUAUUCAGUGUUUUUCUUUUGGAGUUCUGUGAAACUAGAGCUGAUUAUGGCCAGUGGUAAUAUUUAAAUUUUAAUCAUGAAGGUAGUAGAAACCUAAACUUAAAUUUUAUUUUAUGUACUUUUUACCCAUUUCAUAGUUGGUUUGUAUUGCCAUAUCCAAAAGCAAAGUGAAAUGUAAUCCAGUUAAACAGUGAGCAUGCACUGUUUUCUCAAAAUAUUGUCCCUUUGCUAUAUUUUUCAUUGUGGAAUAGAAUUCAAUGGAUAGAGCAUAUUGUAGACCCCAUACAAUGUGAUUUAAUUAUUAGCAUAAUAGGAGGACAUCCUGUGUACUUGAUUUCAUUUAUAAGAAGAUCCCUUGACUUGUAACUCUAGGCUGUAUAAUAUUUGAGAAUACAGUUGGUAUGUAAUACACAACUUACAAACCCCUGAAUGAUCUUGCUGGUAUAUUAAUAUUUAAUCUUUUUGUAAAUAGCAGUUAUCUUUAGUCUUUGUGGAAAGAGAAAUUCCUCCUUAGCUAGACUUUUAGUGAAUAUAAGCAGUUCUUCUGUGAAACUGAUUAUUUUCUUUUUUAAAUUGUGCUCUUGUACUAAAGAUACAUACCAGUUAUUGUGACCAUCCAAACCAGGAUAUAUGUAAAUGCGGAUAUCCAUAGUGCUGACACGAGAAAGGUUAUCAUAAAGUAAUUUUUCCAAAACUUUCUUCUACAAUCUGGUGUGGUUAGAAAAAGUAAGGUAAUGAUAGGAAGGGAUAGUACCCAAAAAAUUCUUUUUAAGUCUGCUUCAGGCAUGUUGAAAACACUUGGUGGAUCUGUUGAGGAAAAAAUAAAUGAUUUUGAGUUUUCUCAAAUGGCCAAUUAAGUUGGAAAUGUCCAUUUAGAAAGCUAUAUUGAAAUAAAUUAGCUGUAUCAGUUUCUAAGAGGCUAUUUAAAACAUUUGAAUACCUCAUUACUGAUAUUGCUGGCAAAAAGGAACUAAUUGAGACUUUAGGGCAGACAGUAUAAAAUGCGAUACUCAGCAUUUCUUGAUUUGGGACCUAAAAUCCAUCAAAAUAUCUUGGAUCAUUCAGUAAAUGUAUUAGACAUAAUGUUUAUUAAGUGUCAGUUGGACUUCUCUUGGUUUUCUACAAUAUGAAUGGUUUUUAGUAACUUUUUUUGCUUAUGGGACUAACUUGCCUUCUACCUAUUGUAGCUAAUAUAGUUGUCUCUGUCCUCCAGUAUUGAUGAUGUCUCUAGCCUGCCCUGUGUAUCAGAUAAUGCAUACUUAAGAUGUAUAAAACAAUUAUAGCAUAAUAUUUUUAUUAAGUUGAAUAUUCCAUUCUAAAUAUCAUUGUGAUUUUUGGGGACUUCAGGUUUUCUUUCUUAACAUUUAUUUGUUAAAUUUGGAAUUCACUAUAAUUCUUAGGAAGAGCCUUUAAGAAAAUAGGAACUAGUAUGCAAUCUACAAUAUAACUUAUAAAACUUGAGUAUGUUCUUUUAUGUAAUUUGUUUUGUUAAGUUAGUGGAAGACAAUAAUAUAUUGGAUAAAAAUAAGAGUUCACUUUAAAAUUAUUUAAAAUUUGCAUGGCAUUUACAAAAUAAUGUACUAUAUUGCAAUGUACCAUAAUUAGCCAUGUAUUGGAUCAAAUUACAUUACAACUAAUGCCAGUAAAAUAACUCAUGAAAAAAUUUGCAAAGCUUCAGCCAAUGGACCAUUAAAUAAUAUUAGAUAUAAUUUUAGUGUAACGAAAAGAUUCUUUUGGUUCUUUUGAAUUUCUUGUUAAAAAAUUUAACUUAGCAAUAUGCCACUUGCACCUGAAAGUCUAGAAACUAAUUUUUAUAAGAAGGGGAAAUGUCAUGUUGUAAUUUUUUUAGGUAGUAAAUUAGAAUAGCUUCCUAAUGUACUUAGGUAAAUUUAGAAUCUGUUUCAUACAACCACUUUGUAGAAAACUAAUGCAUAAAUUUCUGUUUCUGGCCCUAGAUGAACUUCUACUAAACGCAUUUAUCCACAUGUUCUGCAACUGCUUCCGAUGACAUAUUUAAAACUGGUUUUUCGCACACCAGCACUUUUUCCUAAAUUCCAAGUUUUUGUAAAUGGUGUUCCCCUUUUCUCAAUCAGUCAUGAACGAAGCCUCAGAAUUUCCUCUGCUCCCUUUUCUGACCUGUACAGUCUUUCAGUUGCCCCACCUUGGUGAUGCUUUCUCUGCAUUGUCUCUUUUAUUCCUACUCCUUUGCUCUGUCCAGGCACCUACCAAACACACCAGCUGUUUUAGUGGCUUCUUACAGACCUCCAUUUCUUUUAUCCUCUGAUUGCCCUGCUCAGAAACCUGCAGAGAUUUACAUACUAGCAUAUAAGGCUCUCCUAUUCUUUACUAUCAACCUUUAAUCUGCUUCUUUAACGUAUACAUUCUGUGCUCCAGGUAUGCAAGUUCUUGACCAGGCCUUUUGCUCAUAUUAAUUCGUUGGCCAUCAGUUUAUCGAAUAUACUUUACUUUUACUUCUAUGUUAUUUACAUAACAGACUUCUGUAACUGUUAAUUAUUGGUAAUAAAUCAGGCCAUCAGUUAAAAUCCGAUCUAUUCCACAAGGCUCAGUUUAAAUGCUGCCUUCUCUGUGGUUAUCUUUCCUAGCUUUUAUACAAAUUUUAUACAGUCUGUCCCAUUUAGGAACUGCAGUUGUACUUUAUUUUCUCCUCUUUAUAGUACUUAAACCUUUGUAUUCUAGCUAUUUUCUUUUUUCUCUACAGUACUGGCAGAUUCUUAAGGAUAGGGACCACCUCUUCCUCAUGUCUGAAUAUCCACAGUGUCUUACAUAAAAAGUAUAUAGUAAUUGCUGAAUCAAAAUGAGACAAGUUUUUCUAGUGAGUAGAUUUAAUAGUGGGCAUGAUGUGCUUAUUACCUUCAGAAACCUGACUAAGACCAUGUAAACUUAAAGGAAGCUGAGAGUAGCCAGAAUCGUCAUGAAAAAUCCCACUGUCAGUUCUUGAUUGCCGACGGAUGAGUGGCUGACCCUCGUCUUCCCAUCCCAUCAGUGGUUCUUGCUCACUUCUCCUCUCCGUAGUUUCGGCAAGACAAGUGCAGCAAGGGCUGAAUUUCUUUGUAAUAUAUUGGUUAACUUUAAUGUCAAAACACAGCACCAAAACAUAUAAUCCAUAUAUCAAAAGCAGUAAAGUUCCUUCAUACCUAUAAAUUAGAGAAAUUUGUGUAUUUUAAAAUAAAAAAAAACAAAGGUUUUGUAGAGCUAGUAGUUUGGGGGCAGUAUCUGCUUAAUAAUUUUCCAACACAGCACUAAAACAAGCAAAUAAUAUUUCUAGGUGUAUUUUGGUUUUAUAGUUGUGUCCAAACUUGGCCAUAGCAUUACAAAUUUAUGCAUAAUAGCUUGGCAUUCAUUUCUAUAUUUCAUAUAAAACCAAGGAUUCUAAAUUCAUUGUCUUCAUUUAUACUUUACAAAUUAUAGGCAUAAAAAAUGCUUUGAAAAUAAAAAUUGUAGACUUUCAAAAUAAAAGUUAAACUAGUAAAUAGUGAUGGGAAUUCUCCAUCUCAGUUUAUUGACAGCAUGCAUUCCUCAAAAUAUACAGUAUUAUAAAAAAAUAUGGUUUAUCUGUUAGUUCAUUUCAACUGUGUCUAUUCAAAUCUGGUGUAAGAAUUUUGUGUAAACUAUUCAGAAUAUAUAAGGCUUUGGGACUUUUCAGUUUACAGGGUUUUUUUUCAUUUUUUUUUUUUUUUUGAUAUAACUAAAUUUGGCUUGUAGUCACAAGACAAUAAGGAUAUUUAAAAAAUGAAAUUACAUCAUAGGCACUAAGAACUGUUGUCCCAUACUCUGGUCUCCUAAAGAGUUGUGGCUAGGUAAUACCACUACAUUUGAACCUUUCAUUUACCUUUUAUUUUAUAGCCAGUGAAGCUCUGCUACACUGAAAGCACAGAAUUCUUGUUCUCCCUAAUGGAGGGAGCAUAGGUUUGGAUACUCUUACAGUUAUUGUCAUUGUCCCUUUAGAGACCAUCAUUAGGACAGUCAUUGUCACUUUAAAGAUAGCUGCUGAGUUCCAGAAGGAUCCCUACUAUAGCCAACAGGCUUUCUUUGGGAGACAGACUAGAUUUCAGGAUGAUUUAUUUAGAAAUUCUGCUCCCUGCAAGAUUUUAAGUUUCUUGUCUGCAGGUCUUAUGCAGGGUUGCUAAGUUGUAAUACUCCAGAAAGUUGUAAAACUCCACUUGUAAUACUCCAGAAAGGUGCCAUUUACAUUGUUUUCUGUUUUUCUGGUAUCCUGUAGCAUUAUGCAGUGCACAGUCUAUAUGGCUGUGCAUUUUACAUUCCUUUCCAUCUCUUGUGACCCCUAGCAUAGUGAUAAAGCCAUAAUAGAUACCUGGUUCUUCUUAGUUGAAAAAGUUAUUAGCUGUCCACUGAGUCACCCUCUUUUUCAUUUUCUUGCAACAGCAAGACACUGGGAGGUAACAAACAAUUGCUAAUACCUAUAUAUUGUUGAUUCUUAGAGGAAGAAGGCUAUAGUUGUUGCUAAAUGAACAUCGGAGAGAGAAUUGGAAGAAUUUAAAGAUUUUAAAAUUUACUUCCUCCGUCAUUUCUCUCCGGUCUUGUGACUAUGACCACUUCUAACCUAGGCAAGGUAAACCACCCAGUAGAAGAAAAGACCCAACUGCUGGGGCUUUAAUUGACAACAAAAGGGGAGACUGAACAGGCUGAGGGGUGAAGGAAGGGUGGUAAUGUCCAGUGAUUAGUGAGACAAGGAGACUCACAUGACUGAAGAACUUUCAAAGGGAAAACCCAGCCAGCACCUGUGAUGAGGAAGUUAGCUCAGAGGCAUGUGGGAAAAUGGUACCAAAGUGGUAGGUAAUUGAGAAGUGACUGAAAUAACAUUUCCGAAAAAGAGAUGUUGUUAAACCAUUGGAAUUUCAUAAAAACCCUCUCUGUAAUUGUGUUUUCCAUAAGAGUAAUGAUCAUUUCAAGCUUACCAGUAAACUUGGUUGUCGAAUAUUAUGCCAAGAACUGCAGCUACACUAAUUGCAUAUGCUGCACAGUCUCUGAAUAAGGGCCAACAUGAUAGCGUUGAGGCCUGUAAAAUGAUAAUUUACUGUUUCCAUUACAGUGUAACUUCAAGUACAUGCUUAGCACAAUACUAAAACUAUAUGUUUGUAGCUAAAUAUUGUAACCUUUUGCAUUUUGCUUAGAGAAGGAAUUUUAAGAAAAAUGGUGUUUCAGAACCUACUCUGGUUUUCAUAAAUUUGACCAAGAGCUAUUUGUGGGUUAACUUUAAAUGAAAUACAUGUUUUUCUACUGAUUAAUAAAUUUGAUUGAACACA